UGUUCCGUGUGGAGCUCAGUCAACAUGCCACCGACAGACUCCCACAGCUAGACACCGCUCCUGCACCUGCACCUCCACCUUUCUGGACCUUUGGGACCCGGAUGAGGCAGCUCAGACUCUCAGGUGAACUGUGCAGGUUGGAUCUCUGAGAUCUGCUGCUCCUGUUCCAUCUCCUCUCCCCUCCUCGCUCUGCUCACACCAAUAUGGCCAGUGGGGAUGAUGAUGACCCCAUUAUAGAGGAGAUCGAUGUCUAUCUUGCCAAAAGCCUUGCAGAUAAGCUGUAUCUGUUCCAGUACCCUGUCCGACCAUCCAAUAUGACCUAUGAUGAUGUCAACCACCUAUCAGCCAAGAUCAAACCCAAACAGCAAAAGGUGGAGUUGGAAAUGGCCAUCGACAUAAUGAGUCCAAACUACUGUCGCAGUAAAGGAGAGCAGAUCGCUCUGAACGUGGACGGCACCACUUGUGAUGAAACCAACACCUAUUCAGUGAAAAUGAUGGAUAAACAGUCCUUCACCUCCAUCCAGGCCACCACUAACACCUCCAGAUAUGCUGCUGCUGUGUUUCGCAAAGGUGAGCUUCACGUCACACCUCUGACGGGGAUCCUCCAGAUGAGACCGAGCUUCUCUUACCUGGACAAGGCCGACACCAAAACCAGAGAGAGGGAGGCGGCCAAUGAAGGUGGAGAUUCCGACCAGGAGGAAGCUGAGGAGGACGUCAAGGCCAUCACGGUUUUCUCGCCCGAGUCGGAGCAGGCGCGGCAGAGGAGGAUCCAGUCGUACGAGUUCCUCCAGAAGAAGCAGGCGGAGGAACCGUGGGCUCACCUCCGCUACCACGGUGUCAAGGACGGACGCUCGGAGCAUGAAAGGCAGUACCUGUUCUGCCAGUCGGUGGACGCCUCGGAGAACUCUGAGCUGGUCAAAACUCCCAAGGAGUACCUGGCGAUGCUGAUGCCCCCUCUUGCAGAGGAAAAAGUUGUGAAACCAGUUGGUCCCAGUAAUGUGCUCUCCAUGGCUCAACUCCGCACUCUGCCGCUGGGAGAGCAAGUCAAGACGCUGAUGAAGAAUGUCAAGGUGAUGCCAUUCGCUAACCUGAUGGGCCUGCUCGCCUCCGGCACGGACUCCACCGCAGCGCUGCGCUGCAUCCAACAGGUGGCGCUGCUGGUUCAGGGCAACUGGGUUGUCAAGAGCGAUGUUCUGUAUCCUAAAAACACCUGCAGUCCUCACAGUGGCGUCCCCGCUGAAGUGCUCUGCCGUGGUCGAGACUUUGUGAUGUGGAGGUUCACUCUGGAGCGCUCAGUGAUGAGAAAGGAGAUCGCAUCCAUCAUCAAACUUCCUCCAGAGGAUGUGAAGGAGUUCCUGGAGCAUGUGGCCGUUCCUCGAGUCAACCGGGGCUGGGAGUUCCUGCUGUGUACUGAUGCAGAAUUCAUUAAGAAACACCCAGACAUCGCCCACAGGCAGCACAUGCUGUGGCUCGGCAUCCAGAGCAAGUUGGAAAAGGUCUUUAACUUCUCCAAAGACGACUUCAGGCCAAAGAAUUCCCAGCUGCCUGAUCCCGUCCACGUCAGCGGGGAGCAGCGUCUGAAGACGGCUCACGACCGCGCCCAAGGAAACCAGUCGUCCCUGCAGAAGGACCUGGACACCAGGCGGGCGGGAAGCAGCGUCCACGUCAAACAGGAACCCGUCAGCGACGGAGAGGACGAACCCAUGGACACCUCCUCCUCCUCCGUCCCCAACGGUUCCGUCAACGGUUACCCCGGCGACGCCGCCCCGGCCUUCGAUCACACCAACGGUGACGGAGGGAACGCGUCGUCAUCGGAGCUGCAGGACUUUGUGAUUAAGACUUUCAGGAAGCAUUUUGUACUGACGCUGAGCGAGUUCAAGAGGCUGCUGGGCCUCCACAUGGCCUCCAUGCCGUUGGGAUGGAGCGUCUUCCCGUCCAUCUCGGACCACAUGCUGCAGGACGCCAUACUGCUCUGCCAGUGCAAACAGAUAAUGGUGCCUUUUCCCGCUCAGACCACAGCGGCCCCCGAUGAACAGAAGGUGUUUGCUCUGUGGGAGACCGGAGAGAAGUCAGACAUGCAUCGUCGGCUGCUGUAUGAGCUGUUCAACAAGAACUACCGCAUCAGGAGGAACAUGAUCCAAGUCAAACUGUCUCAGGAGUUCGGAGACGUCCCGAAGGCCGACGUUGACCGUCUGCUCCACGAGUGCUGCAUCAGCCACGCAGGGAUGUGGUACCUAAAGGGAACGGUACAGUCCUGACCCUAAGAGCAUGACCCCCCACCCUCCAAUCAUCGACAGCCAAUCAAAUGCUCUCCAGGAUGUCUAGUGGGAGGGCAUCCCUAGAGAUGAGAGCCAAUCACAAUCACAGCUCGCCCAGCUCUGAGGGCGGCCGAUUGCAGGACAAAAGAUGUCCGCUCUGCUCAGAACAUGAAGCUUUUUUUCUCGUUUCAACUGAAGCAUGUCUGACACGAACACGAGCACUCUGAUGCAGCGCGGAGGAUAGAACUCCUCACACACUCUCACCAAGAGCUGGAGUGUCUGAGGGGGCCAAUAUGAUCAUUAAAAAAUGAAGAAAAAGAAAACUAUCUAUACGGUUUAUAAGGAGAGUUUGGGAUUUGUUUUGGACCUCAUGUUUGAUUAUUUUUUUGAAUAUAAGUUUACCAGAUCAGGAAGGUGUUCACUAUUUAAAGCAAGGUGGCUCAAAGAGCUUUCAUUUGACUCCUGAUUUAUGAAUUUUGCAAGAGAAAACAUGUUACUUUAUCGUCUCAACACAGCAAACGUUGUUCAAGCCUUGGUGGGUAGAAAGCCUGAUCUGUUUCUCAUCCAUUAACUGAACGUGUUGUCUUUGAUCCGACUUGUUAAGAGUAAAAGUAGAGUAUUAACUUUACCCUCACUCUACAAGUGAAAGAGUUGACCUUUAUGAUUCAAUGCAACUGUCGCUUAAUUAAAACGCUCGGAGGCACGUAAGUCAUGAGUCAGCAAAACUGAAACAAAAAGGGGUGUAAAAAUAUGCAAAAGGUCCCUGAUGUCAUUAUGCUGAAGUAGUACAACUGAAAUCUCUGACUAUUUUUGGCAGUCAUGGACCUGGAAAAUAUAUAUAUUUUCCAGGUCCAUGUAUAUAUAUGGAUCCCAUAUUCCUGUAUUAUUAAGUUGAGUUUGUACUGAAAGAUUCAAACUAGAGGAAGAAGUGGAUUCAACGGCUGAUGAGGUUUGUUUCUGGUUGAAUGUCCACAGUUUGAAAUGGUUUUCCUUUGAGAGACUGGUUUUGAUGACGGCCAAUAAAGAUGCAACGUUGAAUAUGUUUUUUGUCAUAUUUCUUUUAAUCAAAUCUGUUUGUAAGAACGGACAGACAUCUGGACUGUGAUCUUGAGGCUCUAUCUGAAAGUGCCUCCCCCCCACUCAUACACAGAAUCAGAGGAACAACAACACUUUGAUUCUCUUUGAAAUACUUUCAAACCCUCAGAGUAUAAAUGAAUUAGUGCUUCAUCAGAU
Molecule: messenger RNA, 3491 nt
Organism: Anoplopoma fimbria (sablefish)
Lineage: Eukaryota; Metazoa; Chordata; Actinopteri; Perciformes; Anoplopomatidae
Gene: polr3e
Product: polymerase (RNA) III (DNA directed) polypeptide E
Exons: 21
Coding region: 204-2258 (684 amino acids)
Biological process (GO): DNA-templated transcription
Cellular component (GO): RNA polymerase III complex; nucleus
Source: RefSeq, a predicted model, not a curated record